AUGGCCUUGGCGGAGUCCCCAUUCGCCGAGGCCGCCGCCGAGAUGCCGAGCGACGCCGGAGUAAGCGGAGUGGCCGCCAACCUGACGGACGCAACUCAACGGCAGCGAACCGCGCCGCGAGGACGACUGGCCGCUCGGCGACUACACGAACUCCACGUUUCUCGCUCGACAUGGCGCGUGCCUGACGAAAUCUUGUGCCAGACAGAUGUUCCUUCUCUGCUCUCAGGCUCCCUGUUGUCCUGCGACGUGUGGACAUCCCCGCAGCACCUGCUCUUCCAGCUGGCCAACGGCUGCUUCUUCGUCAGCUACCUGGCUCCGUCGCAGCGCAAGGGGCUGCUCUUCAUGCACGGGAUUCUCAUCCUCGGAUUCUUGUUGUACUCCACGUGGGCCUGGAACAUCAUUUGUGCUCCAGACGUGUUCUCUUGGAAUUUCACGUUCAUGCUGCUCAACAUGGGUCAAACUCUCUACAUAAUCUACCAGAUGAGACCGGUCAAGGUCAACAGAGAGCUUGAGGCGAUGUAUGAAGCCCUCUUCCAACCACUCAACGUGCCUCGGCUUUUGUUCAAGCGGCUAGUGUCGGUGGAGUACGCGCAGGUGCUGUCGCUCCACGCGGGGGAGGCGUACGCCAUGCAGAACCUCACUCGCACGGAUCGCCUGGGCCUUCUGCUGUCCGGCAAGGUGAAUGUCAUGGCGGACAACCAGUUCCUGCACGCCAUCACCAACAUGCAGUUCCUGGACUCGCCCGAGUUCGAGUCCCGAGCCUCGCUGGACGACAAGUUUAAGGUGUCCAUCAUAGCCGCCACCACGUGCAGGUACGUGUUCUGGCAGCGCACGAGCCUGGAGUACUUGUUCGUGAAGGAGCCGUACUUGGCGACCGUUCUGUCCACCAUCAUCGCCAGGGACAUCACCUCCAAACUCUAUAACAUGAAUCAAAAGAUCGUGACCGAGAAAGGAUCCCACCUGGACAUCCGGCUGCCUCUGCUGACGUCAUCGCUGUCGUCAUCGUGUGGGGGAGACAGCUCGCUCCGCUCCCCCGCGCGCUGCUCUAUCAGCCCACAUACACAUACAUGCAUGUAG
Molecule: messenger RNA, 1077 nt
Organism: Penaeus vannamei (Pacific white shrimp)
Lineage: Eukaryota; Metazoa; Arthropoda; Malacostraca; Decapoda; Penaeidae
Source: RefSeq, a predicted model, not a curated record